Molecule: messenger RNA, 1665 nt
Organism: Lucilia cuprina (Australian sheep blowfly)
Lineage: Eukaryota; Metazoa; Arthropoda; Insecta; Diptera; Calliphoridae
Gene: l(3)72Dp
Product: gamma-glutamyl hydrolase
Exons: 7
Coding region: 239-1354 (371 amino acids)
Biological process (GO): tetrahydrofolylpolyglutamate metabolic process
Cellular component (GO): vacuole
Molecular function (GO): gamma-glutamyl-peptidase activity
Source: RefSeq, a predicted model, not a curated record
AAACUGUAACUAUAAAAAUGGACGUUAACUGUUUACAUUCUUAACAUUUACUGAACAAUUCGAAUUUAGUUUGUUUAAGGUUUUAAGUAACCAAAUUUUGUUUUUGUGUGCUAAUUGCAAAAAAUUUUUAUAAAAGUGUUUGUUAUUUGUUGUUUUUUCCUGAUUCAAGCAAUCAGUACUCGUUUGGAUUUUCACCGCUCUACACAGACACUAUCUGCGAGGACUGACAAUUUACACCAUGGAGGAAUAUAAACAUUUUAUAGUGAUCGCUACGUUAUGUCUAAUUUUCUUCUAUACAAAUGUUGUAUCGGCUGGAAAAAUUAAGUAUAUGGAUUCAAAUGAUAAUCCUGCUGUAAAUAUCGAUAAUGAAAAUCCUACACCUAUAGUGGGUGUUCUAACACAGGAAGUUUCACAAUUAAUUUUAAGAAAAUAUCCCAAUAACAAUUAUACUAGUUAUAUAGCCGCAUCAUAUGUUAAAUAUGUAGAAGGUGCUGGUGGUAGAGUUGUACCGAUUUGGAUUGGUCAAAAACGUGAAUACUACGAAGAUCUUUUAUCCAAAAUCAAUGGUGUUCUUCUACCCGGUGGUGCUACAUAUUUCAAUCAAUCACAUGGUUAUGCUGAUGCUGGUCGUUAUAUUUAUGAAAUUGCUAAGGAGAUCAAUGAUAAUGGCACUUACUUCCCUGUUUGGGGUACAUGUUUAGGUUUUGAAUUAUUGGUUUAUCUAUCGGCUAAUUCUAGCGAGCCUCGUACUUAUUGUUCUUCUUCUUCACAAGCUUUGCCGUUAGAGUUUAAAGAAGAUUUCAAAAAAUCCCGUAUGUUUCGAAAUGCCAGCGAUAAUGUUAUAGAUAUUUUGAAAAAUUAUGCGGUUACAGCAAAUUUUCAUUUGUAUUGUUUUACCGAAGAGACUUUUGCCAAUAUGAAGUUAAAUAAUAUAUGGGAUGUCAUGAGUUUAAAUCAUGAUUGGGAUGGUAUUGAGUUCAUAUCAACUAUUGAGCAUAAAAAAUAUCCCUUCUAUGGCACCCAAUUUCAUCCAGAGAAAAAUAUUUAUGAAUUUAUUGCCAAUCGUAAUAUAACUCAUACCUCAAAAGCUAUACAAGCAUCACAAUAUUUUGCUGAUUUCCUAGUUAAUGAGGCCAGACGUAAUCGUCAACAAUUCAAAAAUGAAACCGAAGAGGUACAACAUUUGAUUUAUAAUUAUGCUCCAGUGUACACCGCUUUAAAGGGUUCCUCAUUUGAACAACAAUAUCUAUUUGAAGCAGAACGUAGUUCAGCUUUUAAUGUUAUGAAAAUUAAUAAUUUAACUAUAUUGUUAAGUUUGCUAAGCGGUUGUCUUAUCUAUAAACUUAGUUUAUGAUUCAAGUCUCAUAGAAAUCUCUAUGAAAUUGUGUGUUCUAAAUGUUUUUAAACAUUAUUGCAUUUAUGUAUUUGGGUUCCUUUUUUUUAAAUUAAGAAAUCUUAUAGUGAUUCUUGUUAAUUUCCGUCGUUUUAGUUAGUUUAAAUCUUUGUAAAUUAUUUACUCAAAUUAUUUAAACAUUAAUAAUCAAUCACAAUUGACUGCUAGUUGUUUUCUUUAGAUAAUUUGUUUAUGGUACUAAAGUUUAUUCAAUAAGUUGCAAAGAAAAUUUGUAAAUAAAAUUGUAGUUAUUAUUAUUUUGUUAUUGAAAA